GCUGCAUCUCUGCAAGCCCUACCAUCAGCAUGAGAGGGGAGACAUGCUAAAAAAAAAAGCAUGAGAGGGGAGAUGUCUCCCCGCCGCUGCCGCCGCCGCACCGCUCCGCCGUCUCCGCCGCCUGCUUCUCUGCCAGACGCCGACGACCUGCUCCGGGAAAUUCUCCUCCGCCUCCCCCCGCGGCCUUCCUCCCUCCCCCGGGCCUCCCUCGUCUGCAAGCGUUGGCGCAGCAUCGUCUCCGACCCCCAAUUCCAACGCCUCUUCCGCGCCCACCACGGCAAGCCUCCUCUCCUUGGUUUCUUCCUCGAUGGGAGUCUCUCCUCUCCCUUUUUUCCAAUGCUGGAUCGACCAGAUCGCAUCCCCAGCGCUCGCUUCUCCAUGCUUCUAUACGAGAGAAACCGCAUCAUCGACUGCCGCCACGGCCUUGUCCUUUUCCUCUGCCCAGGGCCGCCGCGCCGCUUACUUGUGUGGGACCCCGUCUCCCGCGAGCAGCGCCACCUCAUCUCCCCACCAGAGCUGGACAGCGACCAGUUGUUCAUCUUCAACGGGGCGGUGCUGCGCCCUGCCGGCGGCCAAGGCUGCAGUUCAAGCCAUUUCCAGGUGGCCCUUGUAGCCCGUGACGGAGCAUGUACGAGAGUUUCCAUAUGCGUUUACUCAUCGGAGACUGGGAUAUGGAGCAACGUCAAAUCACUGCAGAUGAAAUUGAGUAUACCUAUCGAAAGAGCCAGUACUUCGAUUGGGAACUCCCUUUGCUGGUUACUUCCGGUGCAUGAUCAAAAUGUCAUACUUGAGUUUGAUCUGGUUAAGCAGACCCUAGCUGUGACAGAGCUGCCAGUACCUGUGGAACCUGACUAUCAAAAUUUAUGGAUUAUCCCAGCCGAAGAUGGUGGGCUUGGCUUCAUCCAUCUCUCACAAUUUCAUGCCGAAUUAUGGAAGAGAAUGCCUGAUUCUGAUGGUUUGGAUGCAUGGGUGCUCGAUAGAGCUAUUGAGUUUGAGGAGCUCAAACCAACUUGCAAGGGAUACUCACCCGCUUUAGUGGGGUUUGCCGAGGAGAGUAAUGCAAUCCUUGUACAGACAGAUUCUGGUGUCUUCAUGGUCUAUCUCCAGUCAACGGAGUUUAAGAAAGUUUCUGAUCUGAGUGUCUUCUGUAUCCAUUAUCCAUUUGCAUGUUUCUAUCCUGCAGGCACUGGCAUUGGUGAUGUACAUGGUGGAGAUGAAGUGUUGAACAAUAUGUGAGAUGAUGUCUGAUGGGACAUGCUAGUAUAAUGUGAUGACUGCAUAGGUAACCUGACAUUAUCUCCUAGGUGUCCAUCGGGAUAUCUAUGCUAUUUUACAAUUUAUUGCUUAUUGGUGCAUGGGCUUUGACUGAGGGUUAUUUCUUAUGGAACUGUUAACCCCCUUUGUAAUUCGUAAGGCAUCUACUACUUUGCCUAAGUAAUUGAGAACAAUAUGUACCGGAACGGAAGUAAUUCAGGAUCCUUGUUAGUACA
Messenger RNA from Triticum aestivum (bread wheat), 1490 nucleotides. RefSeq lists its product as uncharacterized. Gene Ontology annotation, molecular function: protein binding. The record is from RefSeq and is a predicted model, not a curated record. The coding region runs from base 61 to 1236 and encodes 391 amino acids. NCBI's taxonomy places the organism in Eukaryota, Viridiplantae, Streptophyta, Magnoliopsida, Poales, Poaceae. The transcript is spliced from 2 exons.